AGAAAGUCUCCUCCCCUCCCCGCUCUCUUUUCUAUUUCUCCCAAGGAAGAAGUCAGAAGCUCAGACACCCAUUUCCUGCUGCUCCGUCGAAGAUUCCGCGGCGUCUCUCCCGCUGCUCCGUCGUCUUCUUGCACUAUUCGUACUUUCUUCCGGCGGCGACUGCGGACUGAAGGUAUACCUUUACCUGGCUAGGUUUUCUUUGUUUCCGUGCUCGAUCGAAUACGGAGCUGUCUCCGGAACCGAGCGGCCGGUGCGGAGGCUCUCCAGUCCAGAGCAGAGACUGAGAUGGUUUCUCCGCCAUUCCUUCUUGGACGGAACUUGUAGAAUUGAACGUCUUCUAUGGUGUAAAGAUUUACUUCUGUUAGAAAUUCGAUGAGUACGUUUCUUGCUCUGCUUCUAUUAAACGUACGUGUUCAUUGAUCGCGUAUCGCGUUGGUAAUAUCCUGCAAGAAGCCUAAAGACUCUUUCACGCUACGAUUAGGUUCAUAGCUCUUUCCUGUUUGGGGCUGGUCCUGAGAAGAAAUGUCCCACGCGUUUGGUUACAAAGAAUGGAGACUAGUGAUUUCUCUGUAAUUCCUUGAAGUUUGGGGAGCCUAAAAUGGCUGUGCAAGGAUACGACAUUAAUCAAUUACUACAAGAAGCUCAAUCACGCUGGUUGAAGCCCGUGGAAGUGCACUUCAUACUACAGAAUUCGGACAAGUACCAGUUUACCCAAGAGCCACCUACGAAGCCGUCUGGUGGAUCACUGUUUCUUUUCAAUAAGAGGGUAACUCGGUUCUUUCGUAAGGAUGGUCAUAGCUGGCGAAAGAAAAGAGAUGGAAGAACUGUUGGUGAAGCACAUGAAAGACUUAAGGUUGGAAAUGUUGAAACUUUGAAUUGCUAUUAUGCGCAUGGAGAAGAGAACCCAAAUUUUCAGAGGCGCAGCUACUGGAUGCUAGACCCGGCUUGUGACCAUAUUGUUCUUGUACACUAUAGAGAGAUCAAUGAGGGAAGAACAGGUUCUGGAUCUGUUGCUCAAUUAUCUCCAGGAGCCUCCUACCAUCUUGGUCAAAGCUCAAGUUAUACUACUAAUAAUCAAGGAUCUACCUCCAUAAUCAGUAAUUCAGGUGAAGCAUGUACAAAUUCAGCUAGUCCUGGGUCCAUCGAAGUUACUUCUGAGGUAGUUGUCAAGGGAAGUGAUGGGUUUAAUACAUCUGGGUUUACAAAUGCAAACAAUGAGGUCGAUCAAUUUUUCCGAAGGCUGGAGGAGCAGCUAAGCUUGAACGAGGACUUAAUCUCAGACCUCGUUCCAUUUAAUAGCGGUGAAGUAGCUGGUAAUCAGUCAGAAGUCCUGGAAUUUGGAACUGAAACCGACAAGCAUGAUCAGUCUGAUGUUGCUGUUGGCAGACCAGAAUCUUUCCAAGCUUAUCAUGAUCACAAUGCAGGGAUGGAAAGGAAGUCAAACAAUCAGCUGUUUCAGAACCCAGAUGGUAGUUUUGCAGAUUGUUCAUCGUAUGUGCUUGACCGUGCUAGUGGAACGCAAGAAUCACCACAAUGGAAUGAAGUUCUUGGAUCCUGCACACCUCCAACACAUAUUGACUACAAGGAAAACUUGGCAUCUGGCUUAAAGAGGGAGCCUGCUGAAGAAUAUCAACCUUCAGAUUGGCUAAGUUUUGGCGGAAAUAAUUCUGAAAAAUCUUCUGUUUUGCUUCCUGAAGUUGGAAAAUUUGAAGUUCUUGGAUACUCUGGUCUGGAAAGUCAACCAGUCAAUUUUGACUACCCAAUGCUCUACAGUCAUGAUCAAGCAGACUCCCAGUUGACCCUUGGUCAACAUCAGAAAUUUACAAUCCGGGAAAUUUGUCCAGAGUGGGGUUAUUGCUACGAGGCUACAAAGGUUUUGAUAGUCGGUUCUUUUCUCUCUGACCCCUCUGAAUCGGCAUGGGCCUGCAUGUUUGGCGACACUGAAGUCCCUAUAAGGAUUAUUCAAGAAGGUGUUAUACUGUGUGAGACCCCUUCUCUAGAUGCAGGAAAAGUCUCGGUCUGUAUCACAUCUGGCAAUCGAGAAUCUUGUAGUGAGAUCCGAGACUUUGAGUUUCGAAAGAAGCCUGGUCUUGGUUGUAUUCAUUGUGCUCUAUCCCCAUUGGAAUCCAAGAAUCCAGAAGAACUGUUGUUACUCAUCAGAUUUGCACAGUCACUUCUGUCCGAGUCCUCUUCUCAGAAACUUAGCAGCGAAGAAACUUCUGCACUUAAUCAACCUGGAGCAUCAAUUACGGAUGACGACUCAUGGACUCAGGUAAUCGAGGCUCUUUUAGUUGGUAGUGAAACUUCAUCAGUCACUGUCGAUUGGCUUCUGCAACAACUUCUCAAGGAUAAGCUGCUUCAUUGGCUUUCCUCCAAGUACAAUGGGUCGUCAGAUGAUCAACCUGCUGGUCAAUAUCUGUCCAAGAAAGAGCAAGGGAUUAUACACAUGGUUGCUGGGUUGGGCUUUGAGUGGGCCUUGAGCCCCAUUCUUAGUCGUGGAGUCAGUGUAGAUUUCAGGGAUAUCAAUGGCUGGACUGCUCUUCAUUGGGCUGCUCGCUUUGGGAGGGAGAAAAUGGUUGCAGCCCUAAUAGCUUCCGGAGCUUCAGCUGGAGCUGUGACAGAUCCUACUUCACAAGAUCCGAUUGGAAAGACCCCAGCUUCCAUAGCUGCCAUCAAUGGCCAUGAUGGACUUGCUGGCUAUCUCUCUGAGCUGGCACUGACAAGCCAUCUCUCCUCACUCACGUUAGAGGAGAGUGAGUUAUCCAAAGGAUCGGCUGAGGUUCAAGCGGAGAGAACCAUGGAUAGUAUUGUGAAAGAGAGCUUUCCUGCUUCUGAAGAUCAGGUCUCGAUGAAGAAUAGUUUGGCUGCUGUUCGGAAUUCAGCACAGGCUGCUGCCCGGAUACAAUCUGCUUUCCGUGCACAUUCUUUCAGGAGGCGGCAGCAGAGGGAAGCUCUAGCUGCUGCAGACGAGUAUGGCAUUUUAUAUGGUGACAUCCAGGGGCUUUCGGCGCUGUCAAAGAUGGCUUUUGGCAACCCACGUGAUUAUAAUUCCGCUGCUUUGUCUAUCCAGAAGAAGUAUCGUGGUUGGAGGGGUCGACAAGACUUCCUUACCCUGCGGCAGAAAAUCGUGAAAAUACAGGCAUAUGUGAGAGGUUAUCAGGUGAGGAAGCACUACAGGGUAAUCUGUUGGGCAGUUGGGAUUAUUGAUAAAGUUGUGCUGAGGUGGCGGCGAAAGGGAGCUGGGUUGCGUGGGUUAAGGAACGAAACGGACCCCAUUGUUGAGGACGAAGAAGAAGAAGAAGAUGAAGAAGACAUCCUCAAGAUGUUUCGUAAACAGAAGGUUGAUGGAACUAUCGAUGAGGCAGUGUCACGGGUUCUGUCGAUGGUCAAGUCUCCAGAGGCACGUCAGCAGUAUCAAAGGAUGCUCGAGCGUUACAAACAAGCAAAGGCUGAACUUGCUGCCAGCAGCGAAGCAGGAACUUCAAAUCAGGCCAGUGCGUCGACAAUGGAAAGUGAAACUCAGCACCAUUUCCAGUAGAAGUAGAGCCCCAUUCUGGCAAUUCAUGUCUACUUCCUAGCUUUGGUGGUGCGGGGGCAUCGAAUACAGGUUUGUUUGAGAUAGGCGACUGGAGGGUAGCUGCUCUUUGAGGCUUCAACGUUGGUGUAAAUGGCAUUCUUUGAUAUUGUGAAUGCUUCUUUUCUGAUGUACUUGAAUGGGCAAGUGCUGCUGUGUAAGGACUUGUGCUUGCUGUUUGUAAAUGGUUGUGUAGUGCUUUUCCAUUUCCUUUUCUAGUAACCCGAAACAGAUUUAACAUUUGUGAAAUGGACCAAAUGAUUUACCAUCUG
Linum tenue is the source of this 3846-nucleotide messenger RNA. Lineage: Eukaryota; Viridiplantae; Streptophyta; Magnoliopsida; Malpighiales; Linaceae. The record is from the annotation of a GenBank genome assembly.